Molecule: messenger RNA, 1941 nt
Organism: Toxotes jaculatrix (banded archerfish)
Lineage: Eukaryota; Metazoa; Chordata; Actinopteri; Toxotidae
Gene: mboat4
Product: membrane bound O-acyltransferase domain containing 4
Exons: 5
Coding region: 1-1770 (589 amino acids)
Biological process (GO): lipid modification; peptidyl-serine octanoylation
Cellular component (GO): endoplasmic reticulum membrane
Molecular function (GO): serine O-acyltransferase activity
Source: RefSeq, a predicted model, not a curated record
AUGCGAUCUCUGCAGGAGACUCUGCCAACUCCUUCAAACUGCAGAGUUUAUACAACUGCACAGUUGCACAAGAGCGGACCAAUCAGAGCGGAGAUGCUGCGUGACGCAGUGACGAGCCCCGGUCAAACAGCUGCUAAACUUUCUCACGUGCCCUCCGUGCACCGGCCAAGAGGACAAAACACAGAGGUAUCACUCCGGACAUAUUUCAAGAGCUCAGUUUCAAAGUCCGCCCUGAACACAGGGCCCUCGCAGACUUUAAUCGGCGUCAAGGUGUGUUCAGUGAUAAUGCGUGAGGAGGUGUUGUUACAGUCACUUCAAACAGAGGCUCUGGCUCAGGGGCCCUCUGAGCCCCCUUUGGGCACCUGGGCCCAUGCCUGGUUGGACCAUUCAGAAAUCCAUCCAUGGAUCAAAACAUACAUUGAAAUCAUUAUUUCAUCAUCAUCAAAUAUGGGUUUGAUCACCUGGCUGGUGGAACAACAUCAGUUUUUAAUGCACCAAUGUUUUUCACUUCCAUUUGCAUUUUUGUUUUAUUUUUUUGCUAAACAUGGAUAUCUGUCCUUGACAUGCAGGUACCUGUUUGUUGCUGUUGGAGGAUGUGUCCUGGCAGUUGUCACAAUGGGCAUCUACAGUGUGCUUCUCUUCGCCUCCACCUUUGUCUUUAUUCUGCUCGUAACCGCUUCGGAUCCCGGAUAUAUCCACCCCUGGGUUCUUGGAAUCCAGAUGUUGUGGCAAACCUUCUGGCACCUGGUUAUACAAUACAGGGAAUACUGCAUGCAUGAGCCUGUCACCAUCAGAUUGUUUUUGGCAGUGUCCUCUUUGAUGCUGCUCACUCAGAGAAUCACCUCAGUGUCCAUGGACCUCCAGGAGAACCGAGUUAUGUUCACAUUUGCUCCUUCAUCCAAAAAGAAAGCUUGUGCGACGCUUCUCCCUUUUAUCAGCUACGUCCUCAGUUUCACCACACUGCUUGGUGGCCCUUUGUGCUCCUACAGCCAAUUCGUGUCCCUUAUGGAAGGAAUCAGCCUCAACUCUCCACCCAGUCCACUGGGUGUGGUAUUCCUAAAGCUGAUACAGGUGUUAUUGCUGGAGUUGGUAAGGUUUUGUCUUGUCUAUUUUAUAAAACAAAACAUCUAUGACCCCUCUUGUUCUACUGUUCUUUGUGGCGUCCUGUGGGUUUGGGGUCUUGCACUGGUUUUGAGGAUCCAAUAUUACUCUCACUGGAGGAUCAGUGAAUGCCUUAAUAACGCAGCUGGGUUUCGAUUUCACGAAACUUCACCAGGAGACUUGGGAGACUGGAGCGGGCUAUCUGAUGGAGAUUUCUGGACCACUGAGGCGUCGAGCCGUGUGUCACAGUUUGCCCGUCGAUGGAACGCCACAACAGUUUUGUGGCUCCGUAGACUGAUUUAUAUAAGAUGCAAACGUUUCCCAUUGCUCAUGACUUUCGGUUUUUCACUGUGGUGGCAUGGUUUGCACUUAGGUCAUUUUGUGGGGUUUUUCACCUGGGCAGCAACAGUGAAAGCAGACUACUAUAUACACAGGUGCUUGCAACCAAAGCUUUCCUCAACAUGGAGGAAGCUGCUAUACACUUGUUUAGGCUGGAUAAACACUCAGAUGAUAAUAACUUGUGUUGUUAUAGCUGUAGAAUUCAGAAAUAUGUCCGGCCUGAGACUUUUGUGUAGUACAUACAUAGGUCUGUUCCCACUUUGUAAUACAGUUCUACAUAUCUUCUUAAAACUAAACAAACUAAGGUACAAUACUAAGGUAGUCAUGUGAGAAAACUCCCUUACCAACAUAUUUGUGAUAUAAUCGCUCCACUACAAUAUGACAGGCUUGUUCUGUCAUUAAAAAAUUAAUGGCCAUGUGUAUUGUAUUUUUGCAUUUCUUUUCUUUGUUGUUGUCAUUUAUACGGAAGGAAAAACAUCUGAACAGAUAGGUAAUGAAUUA